AUGGAACACUACGAUCUUAUCGUGAUCGGCAGCGGGCCGGCGGGCCGUCGGGCUGCGAUCCAGGCAGCAAAAUUCGGGCGCGACGUACUCGUGGUGGAACGGGGCCGCAGGGUCGGUGGUGUCUCGGUUCACACCGGAACAAUCCCCUCAAAAACACUGCGAGAGACUGUUCUGAAUCUGACGGGAUGGCGCGAGCGCGGAUUUUACGGAAGCUCCUAUCGUGUCAAGCAGGACCUGACCGCCGCCGAUCUCAGGGCGCGGCUCCACAUCACGCUCAACCACGAAGUGGAUGUGCUUGAGCAUCAGUUCUCCCGCAACAAGGUCGACACGGUCCGGGGUGAGGCACGCUUUGUCGAGAGCCACAUGAUCGAGGUGGAAGGCGAUGCCGGGGAGAUCCUGAAAUACAGCGCGGACAAAUUUGUCAUCGCCGUCGGGACAAACCCCUUUCGUCCCGGCUAUGUUCCCUUCGACGGGAAAUUCGUGCUCGACAGCGAUGAGAUUCUCGAUCUGGGCGAGAUCCCACGCUCGAUCGCCGUUAUCGGGGCAGGGGUUAUCGGCGUGGAAUAUGCCUCCAUCUUCUCCGCUCUCGACGUUCACGUGACACUCAUCGAACCCCGGGAAACGAUGCUGGAUUUUCUGGACAAGGAACUUGUCGCCGAUUUCACCCAUCAAUUGCGGGAUCGCGGAAUCGCCAUGCGCUUCGGAGCCAAGGUUGAAGCAAUUGAAAAGCAUGGUUCUGCGGAUUGCGAGAUCAAGCUGGAAGGGGGGCGGAGUGUUCGCUCCAACGUCAUCCUGUUUGCCGCCGGCCGCAUGGGCGCGACACCGUCUCUCAAUCUGGACAGUUGCGGUUUGUCGGUUGACCACCGUGGCCGCCUCGAAGUCGAUCCCGAAACGUUUCAGACGGAAGUCUCACAUAUCUUUGCCGCCGGCGAUGUGAUUGGUUUUCCGAGCCUCGCCUCGACAUCGAUGGAGCAGGGGCGUAUCGCUUCGUGCCAUGCGCUUGGCGAAGCGGCCCACGAUCCACCCGAGUAUUUUCCUUACGGGAUCUACGCGGUUCCUGAAAUCUCGACCGUCGGCAUGACGGAAGAGGAAAUCAAGGAACGCGGAAUUCCCUAUGAGUGCGGUGUUGCAAGGUUUCGCGAAACGUCACGCGGGCACAUCAUGGGCCUUGAUACGGGUAUGCUCAAGAUGAUCUUUUCCCUGAAGACCAGGCGGCUACUUGGCUGCCAUAUUGUCGGAGAAGGGGCAACCGAACUGGUUCAUAUCGGUCAGGCAGUCCUGAACCUUCGCGGCACGUUGGAAUAUUUUGUCGAAAACACCUUCAACUAUCCGACACUUGCCGAAGCAUACAAGAUUGCCGCGCUCGAUGCGUGGAACCGGAUGCCGCCUUUGGAAGAUUAG
Messenger RNA from Effrenium voratum, 1401 nucleotides. The record is from the annotation of a GenBank genome assembly. Lineage: Eukaryota; Dinophyceae; Suessiales; Symbiodiniaceae.